CAUAAUUUUGCGAUUUAUCAGAGAGUAAAGCAUUAACCUUCACCUUUCACACGGGCUUGUAAACAUGCUGUCUGCUGUUAAUUCUCUUCGCAGGCUGGUGCAGCCAUCCAUGCUAGCUCCAUUAUCAAGGCUGAAGCACACUCUGCCAGACCUGCCCUAUGACUACAAUGCUCUGGAACCAUACAUCUCGGCUGAUAUAAUGAAGCUGCAUCAUCAGAAGCAUCAUGCAACUUAUGUGAACAACCUUAAUGUUGCAGAAGAAAAGAUGGCCGAAGCCUUGGCCAAAAAAGAUAUUCAGAAGGUUAUUUCACUGCAGCCAGCUUUGAGAUUUAAUGGUGGCGGUCACAUUAAUCAUAGCAUAUUUUGGCAAGUCUUGAGUCCAAAAGGAGAACCAGAACCGAAAGGGGAUCUUAUGGACCUGAUCCGUCAGGAUUAUGGCUCAUUUGAGAACAUGAAAAAGGAACUAGUCACAGCAACUGUUGGCAUCCAGGGUUCUGGAUGGGGUUGGCUUGGCUAUAAUCCGACCAGUGGGCGCUUGAUGGUAGCUGCUUGUGCCAAUCAGGAUCCAUUGCAAGCCACAACAGGUCUUGUGCCACUCUUUGGUAUUGAUGUUUGGGAGCAUGCCUAUUAUCUCCAGUACAAGAAUGUUCGUCCGGACUAUGUGUCAGCAAUAUUCCAUAUUGUGAACUGGGAAAAUGUUUCAAAGCGGCUGCACGAUGCCAAGAUGGCAAACUAAUUUUUACUUAAGGCCGUAUGUGGAUAUAUAAUGUGAUGGACUCCAUUGCAGUCUCUACAAGAGCAUACAACCGGUUUUGAUUAUAACAAUAGUAUUACGGAUUAAUAUUUACAGGUAUUUCAGAAAAUGUAUCAAGAUGGAAAUGCUUUAAUAAACAUGUAGCCUCAAAUUGA
Molecule: messenger RNA, 909 nt
Organism: Pomacea canaliculata
Lineage: Eukaryota; Metazoa; Mollusca; Gastropoda; Architaenioglossa; Ampullariidae
Product: superoxide dismutase [Mn], mitochondrial-like
Exons: 4
Coding region: 65-736 (223 amino acids)
Biological process (GO): superoxide metabolic process
Cellular component (GO): mitochondrion
Molecular function (GO): superoxide dismutase activity; metal ion binding
Source: RefSeq, a predicted model, not a curated record